UAAUUACAACAUAGCCCACGACAAAAAUGAGUUUAACAUCCGUUAAUUGUACCUUCCGCCAUCUAGUGGAGGGGUAUAUAUGAUUGUUCUGCCUUUCACGACACGAUCCUUGGAUAGAUGAACAACGAGAAAAAUUAAUUUAGGCUGCAGCACUCGUGAUGAUCUCUCACAGCACAGUGGUUGGGAAUCACCGCACGGUGUUCAGGGAUUCAAUUUGAAGGUGGCUCCUGAUGGUGUUGCUUUGGUGGUGCAGCAAUAAGGGCGGCCGUGCUGAUCCAGCAGUGGUACCGUCAGUAUGUGGCACGCAUGGAGAUGAGAAGGAGGUACACCUGGCACAUCUUCCAGUCCAUCGAGUACUCGGGAGAGCAGGCUCAGAUCAAGCUUUAUAAUUUCCUGGGCUACCUCAUGGACAACUUCACGCCAUCAAGCAGUGAACGAAACCUGAUCUCGCACAUCUUCCGGGAAAAUGACGUGUGUCGCGACGCCGAGUGGGAACGUUACUUCUGUUACAAGAACAUCGAAGUGCCUGAGAUCUACUCGGGACCUCACCUGUGCUUCCCUCUGACUGUGGAGCAGGCCAUCUGCCUAGUGGAGGCCUUCAGGAACAAGAAACAGCUGCACUCGCGUUACGUCCUGCAGCUUCUCCUGGAGACGUGGAAACUGUUGCGCAUGUUGCCCAACAUCAGCCGCAUCUCCACCUGCCACAGCAAAGAAAUCACCAUUUGCGGCGAUUUGCACGGGCAGCUGGAAGACUUGCUGUUGAUUUUCUACAAGAACGGAAUGCCAUCCUUGGAGAAGCCCUACGUAUUCAACGGCGACUUUGUGGACCGAGGCAAGGACUCCAUCGAGAUACUUCUCGUCCUCUUCGCCUUCCUGCUCAUCUAUCCCACCGAGGUGCACCUGAACCGAGGCAACCACGAGGAUCAUAUCAUUAACCUGAGGUAUGGCUUCACAAAGGAAGUGCUGAUGAAAUACAAGAUGCACGGCAAACGGAUUCUCAAGCUGCUCCAGAAAAUCUUUAGCUGGUUGCCACUGGCGACGGUGAUCGACCAGAAAGUUCUGGUCUUGCACGGUGGCAUCUCAGAUUCCACGGACCUCGGCGUGUUGGCUAAAGUGGACCGACACACUUACGUUUCAGCGCUGAGGCCCCCCAAGAAGAAGAAGUUCCAGAGCUCCACGGGCACGUCUAUCGACUCCGACAUGGACGACGACUGGGCCAAUCACAGGCUCCUCCAGCGGCGGGCUUCCCUCACGUGUGUUAAACCACUGGGCAGCCGCGAUAGCUUCCUCAACCGUUCCCUGCAGGACUUUUCCGAUCGGCUCAAGGUCAACGUGGAGGAUGAGCUCAAGCUCUGCCAGCAAAGAGCCGCACUCGUACAUUUGGGAGGUUUUGGUGUGGAAAAAGAAGGCCAGGCCUCCUUCGACUCGGUCGCUAGUGACAAUGCCAAGGAAGAGUGGAAGCAGAUCUUGGACCUGCUGUGGAGCGACCCCAUGACACAGGAUGGCUGCAUACCCAACGAGCUGAGGGGCGGCGGAUGCUACUGGGGUCCCGACGUCACCGAAGACUUCCUGAACAAGCACAACCUGCAGCUCAUCGUUCGCUCACACGAGUGCAAACAAGAUGGCUACGAGUUCUGCCACAACCGCAAGGUCCUCACGCUCUUCUCGGCCUCCAAUUAUUACGACGUGGGGAGCAACCGAGGCGCAUACGUGAAGCUGGGACCAAACCUCGUGCCUUAUGUGGUUCAGUACCGGGCCAGCAGCAUGACCAGAGAAUUGACUGCCAGACAAAGCGUGGGUCAAACGGAGCGCUCGGCCCUCAAAGUCCUUCGGGAGCAGCUGUUUUCCCACAAGUCGGACCUCAUCUGUGCCUUUAAACGUUUCGAUUGCGACAACACGGGUACAGUGUCCGUGACGGACUGGGCCUCGGCGGUGGAGAGCGUGAUGCGCCUCGGCCUUCCCUGGAGGAUGCUGCGCUCUCAGCUGGUCAGCGGCAAGAGCGCCGACGGCCCCAUCGACUACCAGCAAUGGUUCAACGAGCUCGCCAUCAAAGGGGCCAACGCUGACCAUAUUGACCAGUGUCUGCUUGAAACCUUGUACCGCCAUCGCUCUACACUGGAGACCAUCUUCAGGAUCGUUGAUACGGAUAAUUCAGGCUUCAUCUCGCCAUCGGACUUCCAUCAGACGUGGAAGCUGCUGAGCGUCUACCUGAAGAUGGAGAUCACCGACGAGGCCAUCUCGGAGCUGGCGGUGGCCAUCGACAGCAACCGCGACGGCGCCAUCGACAUCGAUGAGUUCAUGGAAGCGUUCCGUCUCACCGACAAGAAAAGUCGGCUGGAGAGGGGACGCAGCAUGUUCAUGGGAACCGUGACUGACCUCGCCGGGCUCGACCAGUGCGAGCACAUCUGA
This is a messenger RNA of Syngnathoides biaculeatus (alligator pipefish), 2409 nucleotides long. It is a transcript of the gene ppef2a, whose product is annotated as protein phosphatase with EF-hand domain 2a. Gene Ontology annotation, biological process: negative regulation of MAPK cascade; detection of stimulus involved in sensory perception. The record is from RefSeq and is a predicted model, not a curated record. The transcript is spliced from 15 exons. Gene Ontology annotation, cellular component: cytosol; nucleus. NCBI's taxonomy places the organism in Eukaryota, Metazoa, Chordata, Actinopteri, Syngnathiformes, Syngnathidae. Gene Ontology annotation, molecular function: Hsp90 protein binding; manganese ion binding; calcium ion binding. The coding region runs from base 307 to 2409 and encodes 700 amino acids.